Messenger RNA from Leishmania braziliensis MHOM/BR/75/M2904, 1599 nucleotides. RefSeq lists its product as hypothetical. The transcript has a single exon. The coding region runs from base 1 to 1599 and encodes 532 amino acids. The record is from RefSeq and is a predicted model, not a curated record. Lineage: Eukaryota; Euglenozoa; Kinetoplastea; Trypanosomatida; Trypanosomatidae.
AUGUCAUCGCCAGAGGCAUCGCAGCGGUGGCAUGCACGCUCAGAGAAGCUAGCAAGCAUACCGGUGAUCCCAGUGCUGGCCAUCAAGUACCCAAAAGAGUUGCAUUCUACCUCGAAAGCGACGGCAAACUCACCGACCACAUUUUCGCCCUUCCUCACGUCUGGUCAGACGCCAGACGAUAUGGGCACGAGAGGCGGAUUGGCUGCCGCGUUGGCCGAGACGAGCCCCCUCGGCCAGCGCAACAGCAGCUCCAACGGCACCACGCCUGUCUCAGACGAUGGACAGUGCUCCGGCGAAACGGAGGUGGUGUGCACACAGUUUCAAUAUCACGAGAACUCAGAUUCCUGCGAAUGCCCCAUGUGCAAGCUGACACUUUACAUUUCCUAUGUGUACCGCGACCAGCGCCGCGCCUCCCCGCAUGUGAUGGCGGCACGUCCCUCACCUGAGUACGUAAUGGCCCCGGAUGGGUCACUACCAAUACUGACACCGAUCUACAAACCAGAUGGCGUGUCAGUGUGCCCGGUGUACGCCGCGUUUGCCUUCUGCCCCUUUCUUAGUGGCUGUUUCUUGCCGCACGACGAGGCCAGCUGUGCCUCUGCGCGAGUGCUGCGACUGGCGUCGGCGGAGGAGGAGGUGGCGCGGCUGACGCAGCGGGCGAGGGAGCUGCAAGGCAGCGAUGUGUGGGCGUGUGAUGUGUGUGGCUACUCCGGUAUAGAUGAGUUUUGCGAGGCGGCGCUGGGCACGGAGCACCACUUCCGCCAGUGUCCGCGCUGUACGUUUAUGUGUUUUUUUCCAUACAUCACGUACCUUGUGGAGCACAUUCUACGCAGCGUUGGAGACGAUUACCAGCUGUAUAAGACGGAGGUGGAUCGCUACCGAGGCCUGCUGCCAGACUUGUUUAAGAUCCCGCUUACCUUUGAGGCCCACCGUGUGGCGAAUAUCGUCUUUGCAUGGAGCCUCCUCUCACCAGUACACGCACGUGACGCGAUGAACAGUAUUGUGCAGGAGUUCCCUAAUGUUGAGGCCAUCAUCAGCGUCGGGAGCGGUGCUGGAUACGUAGAGCACGUCUUCAACCGUGUCAUGCACCAGGUGCCGCUUCAAGAGGAGUGGGCGGUGGAUCGAAAGCGCUUUCCUACGAUGUCCUUCGACAACGUGCGGUGCGACUUCUACGGUGAGCGCACCAUCCCCAUCUUCGCCUUUGAUGCGCUCGCGCUGAAAAAGACUUACAGCGUGCACGUUUCCAUGGGGGGCCCGAUCUCCCUCUACUCGCUCAACUGCAAGCAGUCGGUGCUGCUGCUCUGCUGGCCUCCGUUUGGUUCGCGAGAGCGGGAGGAGAGCUCGAUGGGUUUUGAGGCGCUCGAGUACUAUACUCGGGAGGGCGGCACGAUGCUCAUUUACAUCGGCGACACCGCCGCCACAGGGGACUGGCGCUUUCACAUGCUUCUCAAAUCCUACUACAAGCUCAUACGAAAUUACCCAGUGCGCCGAGAGCUGCGUCGGUGGUGCCCGCAGGAGAUGGGCUUCGUGUAUGGCGGCAACGACACCAUCGGUGUCUACCGACUGCGCGAGACACCGCUGCCCUCGGUGGGUUUGCAUUAG